GUGUGUGUGUGUUUGUUUGUGUGUGUGUUUAUGAGUUAGCUGUUUACUCAAUGACAUCAUUGUUGUUUGUGUGUUUGGGUAUUUUUACAGCAAGAUUCCGGCAACAGAUACAACUCACUACAUGUCCAACAUCAGAUGCUGAAGAACCAGCACGACGACCUGAAGAAGCAGUUCUUUGACCUGCAGGAGCAGCACCAGGUCCAGGGGGAGGACCACAGCAAGGUGGUGGACGAGCACAAGCAGCGCUACGACCAGCUGCAGCAGACCAAGGAGAUCGAGCUUUCCAACCUGAAAGAGAGCAUAUAUAACCUGCGGGAGGAGAACCGUCAGCUGAGGAAGGCCCACCAGGACAUCCACGUUCAGCUGCAGGAUGCGCGGCAACAGCACAAGGACUUAACGUCGUCACACGACAAGCUCGCAAUCGUGCUCGAGGACCACAAGAGUGCCCUGGCUGUUGCCCAGGCCCAGGUGGAGGAGUACAAGCAGCUGAAGGACACGCUCAACAAGAUGCCCAGCCUCCAGCAGGGGCAGCACGGCGCCGCUGCCCAGGAACAGAAGCCUGCCCCCGGGGAGGAGCCGGCCCAGGACCCCGCCCAGGCCAAGCUGCGGGCCCAGGAGGAGGAGGAGGGGGGUCAGAAUGAGGUGGGAGGUGCAGCGCAGGAGGAGGAGAGGAGGAGGGAGCUGGCGGAGGAGGAGAUGGAGCAGGCCGGUCAGCCCCAGAAACUGGUGGAGGACCUGGACCAGCAGGAGCAGGAGCAGGAGCACGUACACGAGGGGCAGGAGGAGGUGGUGGAGGAGGAGGAGCAGGAGCGGCAGGAGGAGCAGCCAGACGAGAACGCCAUCCACCGAGAGCAGCACCCCAGAAUGGAGGCGCAGGUGCAGCAGGUGCAGGUGGAGCGGGUGAAGUCGGCGUACGAGCAGCAGCAGGAGCAGGUGCGGGUGGCGGCGGCGCAGGCGGAGGAGCGGCGGAGGCUGGUGGCGCGGCAGCAGGCCCUGGAGCAGCAGCAGCAGCAGCUCCUGAGGGAGCGCCACCAGCGCCUGCGCCUGCAGAGGGAGCAAGAGGAGCAGCUGCAGCGCCGGGCCGACCAGCACGAGCAGCGCCUCCGCCAGGAGCAGCUCCGGCAAAAGGCCCACUAUGAGAAUCUCAAUGCAGACAUCGCCCAGGGGGAGGACGAGGGGAAGGCCGAGGAAGAUGAAGGGAGGAACGUCCACGAGGAGGAGGGCAAGCAGGAGGAAGGCCAGCCGAGACAUCACGAGGAGGAGGAGGAGGAGGAGGAGAAGCCAGUAGAGGCCGAGGUGGACCCCGAGGACGACCCCAACAACCAGGGGGAGGACGAGUUUGAGGAGGCCGAGCAGCAGCAGCAGAAGGAGGCGGCCCAGCACCAGGAAGCAGUCGCCGCAGCUGCAGCUGCCGCCGCCGCCGCCGCAGGACACCCCCACCCACUGGCCCCCAACAACCAGCACCACAACCCCGCUGAUGAGCAGCUCGUGAUGGCAGGCAACCCAGACCAGCAGGAGGACACCAUAGAUGACCAGUACCAGGAGGAGGGCGACGAUGAGGUCCAGGAAGACGUGGCUGUGGAUCACAAGGACGAGGCAGGGGAGGAAGAGGAGGAGGACCCGUACAACGAGAACGCUGAGCAGGAUCAGGAAGCAAAAGAUCAGGAGGGAGCAGUGAAGGUGGACGGCGAGCCAAAUAAAGAUCGGGCGGCCAACGAAGAGGAGAACUAUGAGGAGGAGGAGGAGGAAGAGGAGGAGGAGGAGGAGGCCGGCGGAAAAAACAAACGAAACAAUCGCAGAGCAGAGAUGUGAGAGGACGAACCACCCGCCAGCCUGCCAUUCCCAGCAGAGGGGCCAUAAUGAACCUCUUCAUGCUUUAGUCCUGAAUGAAUGCGAUAUGGAGUAGGCCUACAGAGCACGGAAUUCUAGCCGGAAUAAUGAGAUCCGCUGGGAACGGAUCCGUAUUGCCCUUCACAUGGGAUCGGAACUCCUCUGUGUCGCCAUGGAGAUGGACAAGCCACCCACUCAGAGGAAAAAAAUAGUAUAAAUAUUUGCUCAGAUUGUCUGAUAUGCCUUUAUAUCUCAGCAUUGAAACACUGUUUAAAGUCCAUAGCAAGGGGUCAGCCAACUCUGAAGAAUGGUCAAACACGUCACCGAAUGUUGUCACUGGGAUGCCUGUGUCAGACAGGUUGUUACUGUUUCAAGUUCCAUUGUAGUUAUUUAAUUUUAAUCUUUACAUGCACAGCCAAUGUGUUAUUAUUUUAUAUAUUUGUAGACAUAUUGUGAAUUGCUUUUUUUGUAAAUGUGCCAUGGAAAACCCAUUCUGACCUCCGAGGAGUGACAUAGGGCUCGGGCACACGCGUUGCAUUCUAGGAAUAUUGCCGCCAUGUUGGUAGCGCACCGAACGCAAUAAUCCAUUCAUUCAGAUGCAGAAGACAAGAAGCAGAAAAUGUAUAGUAUUGUGGGUUGCACUGCCGCUGUUACACCCCACUACACAGCAACAUACGACCAAGAAGGCAAAAACUAAGCAACAUGAACACACUAACAGGCGGGAGUAAAUCCUUACAAGGCGCACAGUAAACUAAGGAGUGAGUGAGGCUGCCAAUAUGGCUGCCCACACAGUUUUCACGUCACGAUCCCGAGCCCUAUUGUCUAGAUAUAGCGUUGUCAAGCAUGCUAGGGCCCAGCAGUGUCAGACUAGAGAAUCAGUAGAGAGAAUCUCAUCACACAUGACAUGGUAACACCAAAACAUUCUGCUGAGGUCUGCAUCUGAUAUGAGACCUUCAAGCGCUUGUGCCUUUGCCUAGUUCUUAGUCAGACUUACAUGUACAUCCGGGCUGCCUGCCCUUGAGUAUGUGAUUCAACCCUCAAAUUGAACAUUGCAGUUGAAAACGUUGUUCGAAAUGAAUGUGUCAGAGAAUGCUGUCUACCUUGCAGGGCUGUAGUCCGUUUAGACAUAGGAGAAUUGAGGUGAUUCAUUCACUUGAAAUCAGGCUUGUAUGUUAUUGAGAACUGAUGAAUGUAACACAUAACAAUGGUUCUUUUAGUGUUUGUAUGCCUUCCUGCGUCUGAUGGCAUUGGAGGGUGAAAUGUGUUGCAGUAUGCGUUUGCCAAUCAUAUCCAUUGAUCCUGAUGUGUAGAUAAUAUAAAGAGCACCAUGACUUUUCAUUUUGCAUUUACUUUUUAUUUUUUCAAAAUGUGAUGUAUUUAUUUGUCUGAUUAGUUGUUCUGGUUUCUUGGUUACUUCCCCCCUAUAAAGACAAGGCACGCUUGCACUGAACCCAACAGAGAUUGGCUGGUUUAACCACAAUUUCCACUGGUUUGGCCACAUGCACUCCCCCGCCCCUCCCCUCCCUCCACCCUCUCUCCCCCACUGUGUCAUGUCCUCUCAGCUAAGGUGACCGUUUGCUAAUGCAUAAGCACAAACGCUACCUUCUGUCAGGAGUCAUUCAAAAAGAAACAAAAUGCCAUUGGGGUAAAUGUGUCAAAAAGAUUCAGUUUGUAAUUUGGUACUUUUAUAAUAAUAUAAAUAUUGAUUGUCGUUGUGAAAUGCUGACUAACAGAAUAUUAGGAGAUCCCACUGUUCAGCUGCCAUAUAUUUUACAGUCAAGUACAUCUGAAAGCGAGUGUGUUUUUAUAAUUGAAUCUUUGUCAUUGUAAGGCCCCUCAUCUUACUCUACUGGAGUAGAACAAUGUCACUGAAGCUAUUCACCAAUCAUACAUGUGUUUGCUGCAAAACAUACAUUUUAUACAUUGAUUUUUGUACAGAGUUUUCUUACAGAUGGAAAGACCAGAGAUUCCAGAGGGAAUGUGGUUGCAUUUAAAUGUGUCUUCAUAUAGAAGGUGACGCCUUUUGGUAAUAAAGAUGGUGAAAGAUUUGAUUUUA
Sardina pilchardus (European sardine) is the source of this 3886-nucleotide messenger RNA. Its product is annotated as Golgi integral membrane protein 4-like. The record is from RefSeq and is a predicted model, not a curated record. Gene Ontology annotation, cellular component: Golgi membrane; Golgi apparatus. The transcript is spliced from 13 exons. Lineage: Eukaryota; Metazoa; Chordata; Actinopteri; Clupeiformes; Clupeidae. Bases 136 to 1812 code for a protein of 558 amino acids.